This is a messenger RNA of Rosa chinensis, 1222 nucleotides long. Its product is annotated as protein MRG2. Gene Ontology annotation, cellular component: histone acetyltransferase complex; nucleus. The coding region runs from base 493 to 879 and encodes 128 amino acids. The record is from RefSeq and is a predicted model, not a curated record. The transcript has 7 exons. Gene Ontology annotation, biological process: regulation of DNA-templated transcription; chromatin organization. Lineage: Eukaryota; Viridiplantae; Streptophyta; Magnoliopsida; Rosales; Rosaceae.
AGACUCUGGUGUACAAGGCCAUGGGCAAACCCACGCCUUUCAUGUGCCUCUCGUCAUGAAAUCUGAGAUAGAAGCAAGAGAGACACAGAGGGCUAUUCAAAAAGAUGUUCUUCUACUGCAUUUGAGAUUGAGACUUGGUUCAGAGACAUCAAUUGAGCAAUAACUGAGGUCGAAGAAGGGCGAAAUGGCAAUAGCAGCCCCUAUGGGUUAGUUCAUUUUCAUGCAUUGCCCUAAACUCUAGUAUUUUGUAUCCACUUAAACCCACUUGUAUUCUUCUUUUUUUGGGUUUGAUAAUUGUAGUUACAGUCCAAGUUCAUGGCUUGGAUAAAACCCCAAGCUCUGCUACUUCAGAGCAAGAAGAAAAAGGAGCCGACUCGAACCAUAAUUAUGUGCAAUCUAAUUAUCGCUUUGAUUGCCUUGUCCCUGGUCGCCACUUAAGUCUAUUGGUCCAGAAGGUCACUGGGUCUGACUUUUCUGCUGCAGAGAAAAUGGAUGCGUUUUCGAAGAAGGAUGAUCUUUCUGGUUAUGCUGAAAGCUCAUUCAGUUGAAGAAAUUCUGAAAGGACUAUGUUGCUACUUUGACAAAGCAUUGCCAGUUAUCCUAAUUCUUUACAAAAAUGAGCGUCCGCAGUAUGAGAAAGCAAUUGCAGAUAAUGUCUCUCCUUCAUCUGUAUACGGUGCUGAGCAUCUAUUACGCCUCUUUGUUAAACUGCCCGAGCUAUUGGUUGAGGCUAACAUUGAAGAGGAGACUUUGAAAGAGCUGCUGCAAAGAUUGGCCGACUUUCUCAAGUUCCUACAUAAGAACCAGAGUGCAUUCUUCCUCGCUUCCUACCAUGUACCAGAAGAUACUGAAAUCAGCACCAACAAACAAGAUGACUAAGCAGGGACAUAUUUGCAACAAUUCGUACAUAAUACUGUAGAACUACAGCUGUUGUGUGAUAUCUUGGCACCGAUUUGAACUUUUUCUGAGCUCCAAAAGCAGGUGACCGUUAAUGUGCUUGUAUUCGCCGUAUAAUGUAUUGCAAUUCACUGCGCAUGUAACAUGUGUUUUCAACAUAUACCGUAUACCUUGUAAACCUUCUCUAGUAAAAUAUGACCGACGGUGGAGGUUGCACCUUUUGUUCUAGUUCUAAGUUGCAACAAUCUUUGACUAUCAGUUAAGAUGGGAACAAAGUUGCAGGCAAUCAAGUUGUUAUCAGAAGUUGGACGUAAUGGUUUAUGCA